AUGGCGGCCACUCGGAUGCCGCUGAUGGACCGACAGCUUGCUGACGGACAUUUCUUCGGCGGUCCACCGUUGGCAGCCACCCGCGGCCCGACGUCGGUGCCGCCGGUGGACCAUCGCAGAGAGGAGCUGGUGAAACGCCGGAAUGAGCUGACCAAAGGUGGACCAGCUGCAACAUGCCUUGAUGACGACCGUGCGUUGUGUUCAAGCAGCAGCCAAGAAGAGACAGUCAUGGGGCGUGGAAAGCGAUCGGUGAAGAGGAAGAGGUUUACCAGUGAUGAGGAGUCUGGAAGUGAGGAGGAAGUUACGCGGCAGCCUCGUAGGAAGAAGCCUCCCGCCGACCUGGGCUACAACAGGAUUGUAGCCCAGCUAGGAGUCCAAUUUGACGACCAAGAUAAUGAGACAGAUGUCGCCUGCUGCAAUGCCAACAGACAAGUGGCAACUUUAGAAAAAGAGAAUAACGCCCUCAACAUCGAGAAGAAAGCAUUAGUGAAAACCCUGUCCCUAAUAAAAUAGAGCCGAAUCUGCAGGGCAGCCUGAAUCAACAAUGCAAGAGAACCAGCUGGGUUGUUCUGUCACAACCCCAUGCCAGACACCAGAACCUCGGCCUGCAGGACUAAUCACCCAUGAAAUGCUGUUAAGAUGUAAUACAAGGGACCCACAGAAGUUGGUCAAUGAUUUGCUGUCCUGUCUAUGUACAGAUGAGUACUUAGCGACUCAUUCAUUGACAGGCAGCAAAUCGGUCCAUCAAGGCGACCUAACCAAACAAAAGGCAGCAAUGGACAUAGACAUGGUUAAUGCCAUUAUGGAAUGUGUGAGAGCCAGAUUUAUGGAUAGGAAGCCAGGCGACAUCAAAGGCUACAUCAGAACUAAACUGAACAAUGUGUCAAAUCGCCUGGCAAAGAGGAGACCAGAUCAGUA
Asterias rubens (European starfish) is the source of this 918-nucleotide messenger RNA. RefSeq lists its product as uncharacterized. The transcript has 7 exons. The record is from RefSeq and is a predicted model, not a curated record. Lineage: Eukaryota; Metazoa; Echinodermata; Asteroidea; Forcipulatida; Asteriidae. Bases 1 to 513 code for a protein of 170 amino acids.